GGCCGCCCCCAAUCCUCCCACAGCAACCAAGCCAACGAGCACGAUGCGUCGCGAGGGCCGCCAGCACGGGUGGGUGUUCGCCGUCGACCGCAGCCUGGUCGACCCGGAGGGCAAGGUCCGCACGCGCGCGGUGCAGGUCGAGGGCGCGGCGGCGGCCAACGGCGGCUUCGUCAGGGCGCCGCGCAAGCCCACCAACCACUCCAAGCCCGCAGUGGGGCGCGCGUACAAGGCCCUGAUCGGCAAGGGGGAGGCCGGGUCCGGCAGGGGCAGGCGCAAGUUCAAGCACGACGAGGUCAAGAUGUACUACCUCGAGGACGAGGUCCGGGGCGCCGAGGACGCCUUCCACGACGCGAUUGUGGAGUUGUGCUACUACUGACGCGGGUCGCGUGGCCCCGGCGUGGCCUCGUGCAUCGCCAGGAACAGGAAGUGUAGAGAUCGAUGCAGGCUUUUGCGUCUGGAGUCUGAAUCUGAGUGUGUUUCGGGAUGUGAAUCUUUGUUGCUUCAGUGAAUAAACUAGACUUUGUUGUUAUGGGGUCUCGAUUGUGAUCCUAACUCGGAAAUCAAUCUUGAUGUUCAAAGUCCAAACUGUAAAGGGGGAUGCCAAUGUCAGGCGUGUUAGCUUACUGUUUUCAGUCCUAAACCUUUUUGAAACGA
This is a messenger RNA of Panicum virgatum (switchgrass), 654 nucleotides long. RefSeq lists its product as uncharacterized. Bases 44 to 376 code for a protein of 110 amino acids. NCBI's taxonomy places the organism in Eukaryota, Viridiplantae, Streptophyta, Magnoliopsida, Poales, Poaceae. The transcript has a single exon. The record is from RefSeq and is a predicted model, not a curated record.